GCUUACAUUAUUACCGUGAAUAUUACAUCGUCUUCUAUCAAAUACGUCGAUCUAUGGUAUCAUGGUAUGGGUUUGUUUAUUUUGUUAUUUGUUGUCAUUGAAGGUAAUUCGCGAAAGGUAGUGUGUGCCGUAAUAUAAAUGCUGCCCAAGAAGUCUAGUAAAAAAGAAGAUGAAGAUUGCAUAUCAAGAAAUGUAUACAAAAAUCUGGCCGAGGUGGCCAUCACUUACUUGAAUGAAGAAUCUGUGCCAGACAAAGCACUAGAUGCUGUUCACAUGCAGUUGGGAUCGUACGAGAAGACAUACAAGCUGUAUUUGAACGUGCAUCACUGCGUCAGUGCGUGUGUGCGAAUACCAUUGCCUUUGCUGAAACUUGAUCACGUGCAGGAAGCAGUUGGAGAUUUAAAGGUUUCAGAAGAUGCCCAGAAGGAAAUUAUAGCAGUGGUGCAGACCUACAAAUCAAAGGCUUCUGAGGCUAAAGGAAACAAUUUCUACCCAAAGAUAAAACGUUUCAGAUGGAGAAUUGAUAUUACAAUAUCAUCAAGUGUUCUGGCCCGAGUAUUGGAACCAACCUUGCUGUUUGAAGUAACUCUUUGUGAUGGGAGGAAGAAAGUAUUUGAAGUCAGCAUCGCCAAGUUUCAUCAGAUUAGGUACAGUGUUGCAGCAGCAUUGAAAGAAAUAGAAAACUUGAAGAAAAAGAAACUCUUGAAAACGUAACAAUUAAAUUUCUUCAUUUUAUAAGCAUUUCCCAUUCCAUCACAUGUUCUGUAAUGUUUUGUGAUAAUUGCUUUUGACUAUUUUUGUACCUAGCAAAUUAUUUAAGUGCUUAUCCAUGGUAUGUAAAAACAGAUUGUUAUUUUCUUGUGUUUAUUAUUAAUUAUAUUCAUGUUAAAACAUAUGAAUUGAAGAGCAACUAUUAAUUAUUCAUCUAUAUUGUUACUAAUCGCGGGUUCGUAAAGGAUAGCCAAAUUAAAGAUUUUUUCACA
Messenger RNA from Bacillus rossius redtenbacheri, 983 nucleotides. Its product is annotated as COMM domain-containing protein 5-like. Gene Ontology annotation, cellular component: nucleus. Lineage: Eukaryota; Metazoa; Arthropoda; Insecta; Phasmatodea; Bacillidae. The transcript is spliced from 4 exons. Bases 139 to 714 code for a protein of 191 amino acids. The record is from RefSeq and is a predicted model, not a curated record.